AUGUCACUAUUGCUCUGGUAUCUUUUUCUUUGUUCCGUGAUAGCACUCGACACAUCUAAUGAUGAUGAUAUGAUAACAUACAUUACUCUCCCUCAACACCGGGUCUUGAAAUGGAAUGUCACCUACUAUGAUCGGCCUGACUUGGAAGUUGCUCCAGGUUAUUGGUUCGUUGCACCCUACCAUCUCAAUCAGGGUGAGCCGAAAACGAAUCGAUGGACACCUUGCCAGAUUGGUCCUUAUAUCUUCGAUUACAAAGGGGACCUUGUUUGGGCUGGAUCAUGCGAAUUCAACAACCAAAAUGUCUAUGAUUUUCAAGUGGUAGACACAAUCGAUGAAAAGCCCUAUCUUACUAUGCUUGUUCAAGAGAAUUUUGCCAAUCGUGAAAGCGACGGGUCCGCCAUAAUAUACAAUAAUGAAUACAAACUCGUCCACUCAGUCCCCCGGCCAGGAGCCACAAUCGAUAACCACGAAUUCUACCUAAAAGAACCACCCAACGCCCUUCUCAUCACUCAUAAAAACGAAGACAUGACUCUAGCCGACUUUGGCCACCCAGAGCGACAAGUCAGCAUCCGAACAAACGGAUUCAUCGAGCUUGACAUCAACACAGGCAAAUACCUCUUCGAGUGGUUCUCUGGCGACCACAUCACUCUCGACGAAUCAUUUACCCUAAACCCAAAUGACCGGUUCCUAGACGUGGACUAUCUGCACAUGAACUCAGUCGACAAAAGCACAAACGGGGACUACCUCAUCUCGGCCCGCCACACAAACGCGAUCUACCUAAUCUCCAGCCAAGACGGACAAAUAAUCUGGCGACUAGGCGGCAAAAAAAGCAACUUCGAAAUGGACUUCCAAUUCACAGGCCAACACAGCGCACGAUUCGUAUCCCAGAAUAGUACACACAUCAUCAUUUCAUUCCUGGACAACGGCGCCACCUUCAUGGCCGUAAACGAACCAACCUCGUCGGCCAUGAAUCCCGCUCGAGGAAACAUGCAGACACUAUCGAAUACAAACGUGCUCGUCUCGUGGAGCUAUUACGGGUAUAUGAGCGAGUUCACGCAUGAUGGUCAGCUGCUGAUGGACGCCAGCUUCGCCAGCGAGCGGUUCAGUACUUACCGAGCUUAUAAGUUUCCCUGGCGUAGUCGGCCGGUAUACGCACCUACGCUUCUUUCGUCGUGUUACGGGGUGAAUGGGUCAGCUCUGUCGACAGUGUUCCAUGUUAGCUGGAAUGGGGCUACGGAUGUGCAACGGUGGCGGUUUUUUGCGCGGGCGAAUGCAACCGCGGUGGACAGAGAGAUUGGGGAGGUUGCAAAGAAUGGGUUUGAGAGUUCGUUCAUUGCCAGCGGUUUUAUGGAUUGGGUCUCUGUUCAGGCGUUGGACUCCGAAGGUAAUGUUCUUGGCGCUUCGGGGGUGUUAAGGACUGAGCCACCUGAGUAUUGGCCUGGGUCGGUUAGCGGGCUGGUCCCGGAUGAUCCUGCUGCUGUCUACGGUGAAGAGCCGGUCCAAUUGCCAGUUAAAUUUGGGGCAUUUUCCGGACUGUUUAUGGGCUUUGUAGCAAGUACAAUAGGGUACUUCUGCUUUCCUGUUGUUCGUCGAUUGGCGCCACUGGUGCAAUUGAGGUACUCGUGUGAUGGCACAUACGAAGAGGAGCUUGGACUUAUGAAGGAGAAGGUCUAG
This is a messenger RNA of Penicillium hordei, 1674 nucleotides long. RefSeq lists its product as uncharacterized. The coding region runs from base 1 to 1674 and encodes 557 amino acids. NCBI's taxonomy places the organism in Eukaryota, Fungi, Ascomycota, Eurotiomycetes, Eurotiales, Aspergillaceae. The transcript is spliced from 4 exons. The record is from RefSeq and is a predicted model, not a curated record.